UACGGUUGUGGGCCCAAGGUCAUGCGGGGGUACUAUAAGACUGAACGACUUGAUGCCAAACUUUACACUAAACUCUCCAUACUUCUACCAACCAUCGACGGAUGCGUAUGUGGUGUGUUUAUGGCACGUAUAUGCUUCCUCGGGAAAUAAGGUAGAGAUUACUUGGUUGGAAGUGGACACUCCAAGUAAUUGGUUAUAUCUCUAUGACUACCCAUCAUAUACCAACUACAUAAUUUCAUAUCUACGUGGGGACUUUGAUGAUGAUAUCUCACCUGUGGUAUCUUCACAUGGUGGAUGGACGAUUCAACACUAUGACAGCUACUCGGGUAACAACGGAAGAGGCUUCCUCGCACGAUUCAGUCAAAGAGAUACCCAGUACUAUUCUUCCUCGGCAUCAUGUGGUGGCACAAUCCCGUUGACACAGUCUUCACCAAAUGCUACCUUUUCAACUCCAUACUACUAUCAGACCUCUCUAGCCAAUGUUGUCAUGGACUGCUGGUGGUAUAUUUCAAGCCCCUCAGGAAAGCAGGUCCACCUUACGGUUUUAGAUAUGUUAACCGGAAUCAAUGAGAAAAUAGAAAUUUAUGACUACCCGACAUCAUCGCCAUCAUCUUACCGUGUAUCUGAGCUUUCUGGACAACUAAAAUCCCCAGUUAAUGUCGUGUCUUCGCGCGGAGGAGUGACAGUAGAAUACGACGACUUUGGAUCUGCUAAUAACGGGCCCGGGUUUCUGUUCGAAGCGAAGAUUAUAGAUGAACUGCCUUCGGAUAUUUCGGGUUCCUGUGGCGGAGAGAUCCAUUUGAGUACAAGUAUCCCCAGAGUCAGCAUCACUACUCCACUGUACUAUCAAGGUUCUUCAGCUAAUGUCUUAAUAGACUGUUGGUGGUAUGUUACAAGUCCCUCUGGCAAGGAAGUCGAGUUAAGCGUACACGAUAUGCAUACUAAGAACGAGUACGUUCGUAUUUUCGACCAUAAAAGCGAUAUAUACAUGUAUUCACAGAACCAGAUAUCUCAUCUACGUGGCAAUGUCAGUGAUUCUACAGUGGUUUCAACAAGAGGAGGCUUCUCUAUAGAGUUCGAUGAUACAUCGAGUACUGGAAAUGGACGAGGCUUUGCCAUGGAUGUCGCACUAACAGACGAAUUAUCCUGGGAUUCGGAGGGCAUUGAUUCUUGUGGUCAGACGGUACACUUGGACGAUUCUUCACCAUCUAUAUCAUUUCAAACACCCACCUAUCCUGUGGAGGUAGCCAAUGAUGACUACACGUGUUUCUGGUAUUUCACAUGCCCAUAUGGAUACCGAAUUUCAUUGCUUUUCAACGAUUUUGACACUUUCUCUGGUUCCCGCUUGUAUGUCUAUGAUAAUGAUUAUUUUUAUUCAACCAAUCUGUUGGCUGCCAUAUCUGCGAGUUCACUCCCGGGAACAGCACCCAUUCAAUCAUCUAGUAAUCGACUAACGUUGCAUUACGACGAUGCUGACUGGAGUGACAUAACAAAUCAACGCGGGAUAAAAGCUAAUGCUUACAUUAUACCGUUAGAAGAUCCAGCAUGGGACAAUAUGGAACCGAUGUCUUCAUGUGGUAGCGCUAUUAAAUUGACUGAUCAAGAUAGUAGCAUCCAACUAUCUACACCCGAUUACCCAUAUGUAAGCGGCAACUACUACGCGUGCUCGUGGUUUAUACAAUGCCCCAGCCAAACGGCAGUUCGAAUCGAUUUUAACGACUUCGGGAUUGACUCGUCCGGAUAUAUUCGUGUACACGAUGGCCCGAAUACCGCAUAUUCUGUGAUUCAACACUCAACUGGCUCAAACACGCCGAGUAGUACGGUUUCAAGCAGCAACACUAUGACUGUGUACUACUCCAACAAUUUUGGGACUUCUGGCAAAGGAGCUAGUUUCGGCAUUAGCUGUGUAUUUGAAGUCGAUGUGGAGUGUGACAGUUCAUCUAUGACGGUCUACCUGGACAGGAGGCUUCUUGCAAACGGAACCCAAUCGGAAGAUAUCCAUUUUGAGAAUGUUCAUGAUGAUGGAUGCACAGGAAGAGACCAUAACAACAAUCAAAUCGUACUCUACACCAGAUACAAUAGGUGCUCAACCAGGCUAAAGGAAACCGAUACGAAAAUUAUCUACUCUAACAUGGUAACUUACCACACACCUCGACCAAUCCUGGGCACGGUAAUCACUCGUGAGAAUAUCCUUAAGAUACCUGUCGCAUGCGAGCUUGAUAGACAUCGGCUCCUGGGUGAUUCCUUCGUUCCCAAGACCGGUGAAAUAGUCUUCAACGAAACAGGCUACGGUGACUUUUCACUUCGACUCGAUCGCUACGCAGAUGCAACUUUCGACGAAUUCGCGGAUGAUAACGAAGGCGAGAUUAUUCUUGGAGAACACCUUUACUUUGCUGUUAAUCUGACAUCAGUAGCUGGCUUGUCUGUCUUUAUCGAGAACUGCUGGGCUACACCAUCUUACUACCCGAAUGAUCAAAAGAGUUAUAACUUUCUUACUAAUGGAUGCCCAGAUGAUCCCACCAUGGCUAUGUUACACUCUUCUGAUCCUUCGUUUGCUAAGUUUGUCAUUGAUGCUUUCACAUUCAUUGAUGAAAAUCCACAGGUCUUCCUCCACUGCGAGGUACUUGUUUGCAAUGAUGAACCAUUAUCUCGAUGUGCUCAAGGAUGUCAAAGUAGAUUCAGACGAGGUAGCCGCCACACCCGUGGAACUAGUUCAACACCUCAUCUUAUCUCUAAUGGACCUUUGUCAACAGUUCACUCCUCUCUUACAGCAGAAAGCCAUGAUGAUGCGGUCGUCAGUGCGGAAUCGGGAGUUUUGAUUGGCUUAUUUGCGUGUAUCACGUGCUUGAUUGUUGCCAUGGUAGCUGUAGUGCUCUAUAUGAUGCCAAAGCGACGUAUGCUCCAACAUAAAUACCACCUUGUGAAUGACAGCAAUGAGGAUGAUGAGUGAUCUGGAUGUCAUGAAGGAAAAUUUAAGUUUUUGGAAAAGGAAAUGAAAAAUAUUAGCUUCUUACCCAUCAAAUAUUUUUAACAAUUCCCUCUAAGAAAAAAGCCAAUCAAAGAUGAAACAAGAAUACAUGUGAUCAAGAAUCAAAUGAAUAAAAGUGCAGUUCGAUAUAGGUACGUGAUUUAAAAAAACAGUUCGAGGUGUUCCGGGGUUCCAUAUUUAUGUAUCAACAGAGUACUGGUAAAGACACGGCAAAUAUACUGUACAAUUCAAGUUUACUCAAUACAGAUAAGUUUGUUAUAAUCGUAGUCACCAAACAAUAUUCAAAAAAUUCUUUAUCAAAACUUAGAGCUUACAUCUAAUUUGAAAUAUCAUCAUAUUCGGCCCUAAUACUAAAAAAUACCUUUUCUAUGUUUGCAUCUGAAGAGAUCAUUAAAAACAUAAAUAUUGGUAAACACAUGUGCUCAUAUUUAUCCUAGAUUUAUAUCGCAGAACACAGAGUUCUAUAACCGGUAAUUUUGAGUCCCUCUGUUCAAUGUGAUUUGCUUUCAGACUUUACAUCUCGGGCGCUUUGGUUCAAUUUUGUAUGCAAUAACGACAUGUUAAAUCUAAUCGAAUCUACUUAUUAAAAACUCUAUUCCAACUUUAUUGCUUAUGUUAAUUUCCAAAAAAAGCGAGAAUACUUUGGAUCAAUUUCGAUCGGACCUUCGAUCUUUGGAGUGGUCUGAUGUCAUUGAAAAGGUUGUGAUCGGAAAUCACUUUAAAAUUUUUUGAAUGACUAUCAAAUCCACAUUGCUUUUUAGAUUAUCAUUAUUUCAGUUUGAAAUAAAUAAGAUAAA
This is a messenger RNA of Lytechinus variegatus (green sea urchin), 3786 nucleotides long. RefSeq names its product deleted in malignant brain tumors 1 protein-like. Bases 53 to 2950 code for a protein of 965 amino acids. Gene Ontology annotation, biological process: negative regulation of inflammatory response. The record is from RefSeq and is a predicted model, not a curated record. Lineage: Eukaryota; Metazoa; Echinodermata; Echinoidea; Temnopleuroida; Toxopneustidae. The transcript has 10 exons.